AUGGGCAAAGGUGGCAAAGGGAAAGGCAAGAAGGGCAAGGGAAAGCAGUCCUUUGAGCCGGAAGGUCCCCCAGACGAAAUCGAGGAGAUCGGGGAGGCCGUGCACCCCUGCGAGGAUCAGUUGGUUUGCAAAUGCACGAACGAAAGGGUUCCACACUUCAACGCGCGACUCUUCCUCGAGAACAAGGAGGAGAUUGGGAAGGUCGAUGACGUUUUCGGGCCUAUCAAUGCCUUCUACUUCUCCGUGAAGCUUGGGGAAGGGAUGCAAGCUGGCUCCUUCAAGACUGGCAAGAAGUUCUACAUCGACACGAUGAAGCUCCUGCCCCUCAGCCGCUUCUUGCCGCAGCCUCCCGGGGGGGGCGGCAAGGGCGGCAAGGGCAAGGGUGGCAAAGGCAAGAAAGGCGGUGGCAAAGGCAAAGGCGGUGGCAAGGGGAAAGGCAAAGUCAAAGGAAAGGGUAAGGACAAAGGCGGCGGGGGAAGAGGUCGAGGACGAGGCGGCUGA
Messenger RNA from Symbiodinium natans, 501 nucleotides. The record is from the annotation of a GenBank genome assembly. Lineage: Eukaryota; Dinophyceae; Suessiales; Symbiodiniaceae.